Molecule: messenger RNA, 908 nt
Organism: Babjeviella inositovora NRRL Y-12698
Lineage: Eukaryota; Fungi; Ascomycota; Pichiomycetes; Serinales
Exons: 1
Coding region: 101-775 (224 amino acids)
Source: RefSeq, a predicted model, not a curated record
CUAUUAUUAAUGGCUACUUUUAUACACCCUGGAAUAACUGCUUUUGGCAGACUGUUUGAGAAAUGUGAGGUAAACGAACAAACAAUACCUCGGAGGUCACAUGCUUCUGAUCGACAUUUUUCAAACGCAUCGUGAAGUUCAAAGAAAAGCCUGCUAUCGCACACUCGAGCCCAAACUAUCUAGACACAUCAUCCGUCUCGUCACUAUGUUUUCCAGAACCAACAGAUUCACGACAGACUUCUGCUUGAGGCAGUCCUUUUCCAGAACUUUCUCUCAGAGCCCAAAGGCGUGCAGCGAAGGCCAGCCCCGAGAGCAUAAGAUCUCGUGGAACUAUAUUCGUCGUUCGCCGUUCUUUAAAUCGGCAGUGAUCGUUAUCUUCCUUAGUACUGCUAUCACACAUACGAUUAUUCAGCAGAAGGAGGUUGAAGAGACUGCGGGCCGGUACAACAACAAGACCAUUUUGUUAGAGAAUGUAAUUGAAAAGUUGAAGAACAAGCAGAAUGUCGAUAUUCCAAAGGAGUUGAGAGUCGUACGGUCCAUCUUCAAACACCAUAGAAACACGGAGGGUGACAGCGUGCUAGACGAAAUAUUGAAGGAUGAAACUGUCGCCUAUUUCAAGACAUGGAACAAGGAUAUUGUCCCAAGCGUUGCUAAGUCGGUGGUGACUUCCGUAGAAGAAGCAAAUUUCUUGGCUGAGGGCUUUGAGGACGCGGAACAUGUACCUGGCGCCUUCACCAACUCGGCAUCCACUAAGACUGUGUCCAAGUUUUUGUAGCACUGUUGGUACUACGACUGGUUGCUGGUGUUACGAAUGGCUGUAUAUACUCGCUUCUUUGCAAUUCAUGGAAUUAUGAAAGUUGGCUCAGUAACAUUAUUUACUCAGAAACUCAUUUACGGCUUAAUUCUAG